AGAUAAUGCAAAUUCGGCGCCUGACAUCGGAGUAAGCGCACGUGGUAUUCGAUGUGUAUGAUAUAUUUUUUCUAUAUUUCUUAAAAUUCGGCAAGUGUUACAUAGUGUUCUUAACCAAAAGUUCCGAAAACAACUCGAAUUAAGAUGCUCAAGGUAUUAUCAUCGGUUGUAGCAGUAGUCGCCAUAGGUACCGGACUGGUUAUCACGUACUUACUCCAUAAAGUGCCAGAAAAACCACAUUUUGAUUUGGAGAAAUGGUGGGGUAUUGGCUCAAAACCGAGAGAAGAGGACGUAGCAAUAAGAAACUUCCAUAUCAACUUCAAUGAUACGAUAAUUCAAGACCUAAAGCAAAGGAUAAAAAAUAGACGUCCAUUGACCAAACCCUUGGAAGGCAUUCAGUCUGAAUACGGCACGAACACUGUUUAUUUAGAAACAAUCCUAGAGUACUGGACAGAUAAGUAUGAUUUCAAAGGCAGAGCGACAUUACUCAAUAGAUUCCCUCAUUACAAAACUAGGAUCCAAGGAUUGGACAUUCAUUUCAUAAAAAUGCAACCGCAGACGAAGGAUCUGAAAGUUCUCCCUUUGCUGAUGUUACACGGCUGGCCGAGUUCAUCAAAAGAGUUUGACAAAGUAAUCACAAUGCUAACUACACCCAAAGAAGGCUAUGACUUUGUUUUCGAAGUAGUAGCAGCGGAUCUACCCGGAUUUGGAUUUUCAGAGGGCACCAACAAACCGGGUCUCAAUCCCGUGCAAAUCGGCAUCAUAAUGAGAAAUCUAAUGAGGAGAUUAGGGUACGAGAAAUUUUACAUACAAGCUGGUGAUUGGGGCUCUCAGUGUGCGACUCACAUGGCCACAAUAUUCCCCAAUGAAGUUCUAGGAUUUCACACCAAUAUGCCACUAUCUUCGAGAACUAUCAGUACUGUAAAACUGCUCGUGGGCUCCUUAUUUCCAACAUUAGCCGUGGACCCUAAAUACGCAGACAGGAUAUACCCACUUAAAAAGUUUUUCUCCUACAUUAUGAGAGAAAGUGGAUAUUUCCAUAUUCAAGCUACGAAACCCGAUACCAUAGGUGUUGCGUUGACGGAUUCACCUUCGGGAUUAGCUUCGUAUGUUAUUGAAAAGAUGGCUAUAAGCAGCAACAGAGACCAGCUAAACACUCCUCACGGCGGCAUUGAGAAUCUGAACUUGGACGAUGUUCUCGACACUAUCACCAUUAUAUGGGUUAACAAUUGCAUUGUGACUUCCAGUAGAAUCUACGCAGAAGGAACUACAAAAGACCCUGAAGUUUGGACGGUGCACAAUAUACCAUCGCUUGUGCCAACAGCAGCUAUAAACUUCAAACAUGAAGUUUUGUACCAACCGGAUUGGAUAUUGAGAGACAAGUUUCAAAAUCUGGUCAGAUCGACCGCUUUGGACAUCGGUGGUCAUUUCGCGGGACUACAAACUCCACAAAUGCUAGCUGAUGACGUGUUCGAAUCGGGAGUAGCUUUUUUGAAAUUUCACGGCGUAUACAGCAAUGAGUCUUAGGAAGUAACACGAACGUUUUCGGGGAAAUAUCUCCAUUUACUGUAGGUAUUUAACUGAUUAAUACUCAUAUUUUGUGUGUCCGUGUGUACCUAUGCGUGCAAAUAUUUUAUAGUCAUUUGAUAAUGUCGAUUGAGUGAAAGAAAUAAAUAGUGCGAUAGUCAAUUGUUAUACUAAUUUUAAGAAGUUUACUGAAUAUUUGUUGUAAUUUUAAACAAUUCCACUUUAAACGUGUUCCAUUAAUAUAUUUUAAUGCUCUUAGCAAUACAUAGUUUCACUAAGGCUAAUGUGAUAGAAACAUGACAAAUAAAAUAAUGAUGGUUGUGCUUUUUUCAACAAAAGUGAGAACGUGGCAGUUUAAGAAAAGUUACUUUAUACGAAUGUGCAACUUUUUUAUAUUGAAAAUAAAUUUCUAAAUAAGUCGAGU
Chilo suppressalis (striped riceborer) is the source of this 1951-nucleotide messenger RNA. NCBI's taxonomy places the organism in Eukaryota, Metazoa, Arthropoda, Insecta, Lepidoptera, Crambidae. The record is from the annotation of a GenBank genome assembly.